AUGGCUUUGUCCUCUGUCCUCCUCACAUGUGCCCUGUUCCUUGGAGCCACAGCACUUCCUACUAGCUCUGGCAUGCAAAAUAUUAAAAAUGUUGUGGUUCUUGUUCAAGAGAAUCGUUCAUUCGAUACCCUAGCUGGCGGGUUUACCUAUAACUCAGCUAUAGAUGGCCUUGUCAACCACGCCUAUUGCAACCCAGCUAAUGUAUCACUGGCACACUCAGAGAAUAUCUGCGCUGCUGGGAUUGCUCAGAAUGUCGCCUCUGAUGAUCCUGACCACACAAUCACCGGCGGGAAUAUGCAGGUCUUUGGUACUUACCAUCCUUCUACAAAUGUCAAAUCGUCCAUGAAUGGGUUUGUCACCGAGCAGAGCUAUAUGUAUAGCCUUCAACAAAACAUGAUGGAGGCAGCUGAAGUCAUCAACUAUUACCAGCCAGAUUUGGUUCCGGUCACAGAAGCUAUGGCAGAGAACUUUGUUCUUUUUGAUCGGUGGUUUGCCGCCAUCCCAGGCCCGACAAACCCCAACCGAGCCUACUUGACUUCUGGAACUGUUCAUGGCCAUGGAUCUAACGAUAAUGCAUACAACACCUCGAUGCUGCCCCAGAAAUCUAUCUUUGAGCAGCUAACAGAGCACAACAUCACCUGGAUAAAUUAUCAAAACACCACAAAUGGAGGAUCGUUAGACUUCCUUCCCGAUGCAUUAUUCUACCAAUGGACUGCCAAGUCAGGAAUGGGAAACACGAAUGUUCUCCCCAUUGACCGAUUCUACGAAGAUGCCAAAAAUGGCAAGCUCCCCCAAUUCACAUGGAUUAAUCCUGAAUGCUGCUCUUACACAUCUAUGCAUCCAAAGUCCCCAAUCAAUAUGGGCGAGAACUUCAUGAAGAGCGUCUAUGAUGCAGUUCGUGGGUCCCCACAAUGGAAAGACACUCUGUUCAUCGUCACCUGGGAUGAGCAUGGUGGAUUUGCUGAUCAUGUUGCUCCUCCCACGGGCGUUCCAGCUGGUGAUAAUAUCCCAUAUACAGAGCAGGCUCCAGAUGGUAAGAACUACACUUUCCAUUUCGAUCGCUUGGGUAUCCGGGUUCCUGCUAUGCUGAUUUCACCUUGGGUGGAGAAAGGCGUGGUCCAGAAUAAGCCCAGCGCUGGGGGUGGCGACUUUACUCAUACUUCGAUCCUGAAGUUUGUUUCUGAGCUGUGGGAUUUGCCAGUUCUGACUCCACGGGUUGCAUGGUCACCCUCCUUUGGUAAUUUGAUCACUAAUAAGUUCCGAAAGGAUGCUCCGGAGACUAUGCCAAAUGCUGCAGGGUAUUAA
Messenger RNA from Penicillium angulare, 1305 nucleotides. Its product is annotated as putative phosphatidylglycerol specific phospholipase. Gene Ontology annotation, molecular function: hydrolase activity, acting on ester bonds. The record is from RefSeq and is a predicted model, not a curated record. The transcript is spliced from 2 exons. Lineage: Eukaryota; Fungi; Ascomycota; Eurotiomycetes; Eurotiales; Aspergillaceae. The coding region runs from base 1 to 1305 and encodes 434 amino acids. Gene Ontology annotation, biological process: phospholipid catabolic process.